Messenger RNA from Protopolystoma xenopodis, 417 nucleotides. NCBI's taxonomy places the organism in Eukaryota, Metazoa, Platyhelminthes, Monogenea, Polystomatidea, Polystomatidae. The record is from the annotation of a GenBank genome assembly.
AUGAAAACUUCCAAGAAGAAACGCAAAAUGUUUGAUAGUGGCAAACAGAGAAUUAUUACCAAUGACCAGGUGUCCGAUAGAGAUUACAAACCACAUCGCGUUGCCCAACGUAGUGUCAACGAUCCUAGGCUCCUUCAAGCUGUAUCUAAAAAGCAUAAUUGGCGAGCUAAACACGAGGAAUUUAUUCGCACCAUACACGCCGCUAAAGCAUACAAUUCGGCGGUUAGUCGAGGCGUUCCACCUCCCCCCCCUCCCCCACCGACAAUUAAUCCCGGUAAGACCACAUUCAGUGCGAGUAUUGUCAAAGAAGAUUUAGCGAGAAAGCGGCUGAACGCCAUAUCCCUUUUUGCAAGGAGCAGCAUGCAAGACUUUCUAAUCGUGGCUCAGCGAAUGCGAGAGGAAAGCGGCAGCCCCUAG